AAUUCAUGAUUCUUCAAAGCAAAAGUGAUUCAUGACGGUCGCGACUCGACUGCUGAACCUGUUUCUUUAAACUUUCCUUUCGAAUUAAACGUACUUUCAUUUUUUCUUUAUUCAGUCAAUUAGUGACACUAGUGAAAAAAAUGUAAAUAGUGCUGGAAGUUUUAACCUUAAAAAAGAAGCAAGUUUUGAACGAGUAGCAUCAGGAUUUUGACAAAGUGCGGCAACGAUUGUUUGUUAUGAUUUCCUUAAAAGUGAUCUGCACAUGAGCGAAUUCGUCGAGUUAGUUAUUUAUUUCUGUCGUAAAAUAGAUAGAAAAGCACUGAUGAAUUCGUAAAAAUAGCCUCGGAUUUUCAAACCAACAAGAUUGGUUUUUGAACCGUCGAAGAGAUCGAACCUGGGGCGAAUUUUCGCUCAAAGGGUCGAGUGCAGUAUGCUCAGGGUAUGCGAAUUGAUAAUAUUAUGGCUGCAGGAGAGGCAAACGUGCCAAAGCCUCGCCAGGAAAAGCAGUAUGACUACCUGCUGAAAUUUCUCCUGGUGGGAGACAGCGAUGUUGGCAAACAGGAAAUCCUCAGUGGUCUCGAUGAUGGAGCAGCCGAAUCUCCGUUCUGCAGUGGCAGUGGAAUCAACGACUUUGUUGCAGCCUACAAAACGACCACAAUUUUACUGGACGGAAAGAGGGUGAAAUUACAAUUGUGGGAUACCUCGGGUCAAGGAAGGUUUUGUACAAUUAUUAGAUCAUAUUCUCGUGGAGCUCAGGGGAUACUUUUAGUUUAUGAUAUUACUAACAAAUGGUCUUUCGACGGGAUCGACAGAUGGCUCAAAGAAGUAGAAGAGCAUGCACCAGGUGUGCCAAAGGUAUUAGUAGGCAACCGUCUUCAUUUGGCUUUCAAGAGACAAGUGUGGGAGAGAGAUGCGGAAAUUUAUGCUGCUAAAAAUCGUAUGGCUUUCUUCGAAGUUUCGCCCCUCUGCGACUUCAAUAUCAGGGAGAGUUUUUCGGAAUUGUCACGAAUGGCACUCCACCGUAACGGCAUGGAGAGAUUAUGGAGAUCUAAUAAAGUUCUGAGCCUUCAAGAGCUUGCCUGUCGAGCCAUCGUGGCCCGAACAACGGUCUAUGGUAUCGAUCAACUACCUUUACCCUCAUCGAUCAAGUCUCAUUUGAAGUCUUACGCGAUGACGACCACCUCUCAGCCUCGAUAUAACGGAAACCGACCCAUGUGUCCUCGUGCGAGUUUAAGUUCACAUCACCGGAGACUCAGAUUUGUUAAAACAAAUUACAAUGGUUUGUCGACUCCGGGUAGUUCGCCCGGAAGCAUAACCGACUCGCGUACAAAUUGCGUUGGACGCAACUCGUGCUCGAUAUCCUGAGGGUAAAAUCAAACCGAUCUUUCAUACAAAACCAGGUGAUCGAACCAUUCUCUCUAUGCAGCGUCGUUUUUCUUCAAACCUUACAGGAAUAUGACAUACGCUAAGUUUUGCUUUUCAUUAAUAGAACACGCCACAAACGAAUUUCUUGUGAUCUGCACGAUUUUUUGUGUAUCUUUUUUGUUUACAGACAGUACUUAUUUAUGCAAAUUUAUCUUUAUUAAAUUAAUCAAAGUUGAUAUCGAAAAUUAAGGAUAUUUUCUGAAUUGGCCAGUCUUUCUCUCUAACGAUUGUGGAAACAAUUUAUCUUGUUGAUUAAAAUCAAUGCAGUUUAUUACAGUUUACAAAAAAAAUGUCAUGUUCUUGUAACGUCGUUUUUUCUCAACCUUAGGACAAAGAUUUGUGGAUCUUCAUUGAUUAUCCAUUACCAAAAUUGUUAUCUAAUGAUAAGUAAAGUGUUAACUACGUAGAGCGAGUUAAUUUUUGACGAGUACUUUAUCGCCUUUGGUGUAAAGUCUUCGUUAUCGGUCCGAAAUCAAUUUACGCUAUAAAAAAAAGAGUGCAAUCUUUUACUCAACCGUCCUAAUUCCGUUAAAAAUAAAAGUUCGAACACAGCAGCUUAUCUCCGAUUUUUUCGGAGGCUCAUAGUCAAAUCGCUUAGAAUGCUUAGGUUGCAAAAUUCAGACAUGUGAAUACGAAGAUGAUUUGUUUGUUUUUUAUUUAUUUGUUUUUUUUUCUCUCUUUCUAGAAGACGUUGAUUUUAGUGACACUGGCGAACGUUCAAGUUUCGUAGAAGCUUUUAAUAUCGAUGUUUGAUCUUUGGACGUAAGACGAAACCUAUUUUUGUAUAUCUUGUAAAAAGUAACUUAAUUAUUUUACUGCCAAUUACGAUUCAGCCUUCUCUCAGUGUGCUAGAUCGGAGAGCUCUCGGAGAAAGUAAUUGCUUUCUGUAGACAGUAGUAACUUGAUUUUUUUCAAAAGGAAAACCGUGCACACGUUACAUAACAAAUCUUACAUUACAGAUUUAAGAGCAAAAGAUCUGUAUAAUAACAUCAAAAUAUACUUGUAAUAUUUAUUUACAAUAAUAAUAAUAAUACAUAAUUCAAAUAAUAAUAAUAAUUGCCAGAUUUCGAAAAAGC
This is a messenger RNA of Belonocnema kinseyi, 2501 nucleotides long. RefSeq names its product ras-related protein Rab-40B (gene Rab40). Lineage: Eukaryota; Metazoa; Arthropoda; Insecta; Hymenoptera; Cynipidae. Gene Ontology annotation, cellular component: synaptic vesicle; endosome; plasma membrane. The record is from RefSeq and is a predicted model, not a curated record. Gene Ontology annotation, biological process: intracellular signal transduction; protein localization to plasma membrane. The coding region runs from base 442 to 1365 and encodes 307 amino acids. The transcript has 4 exons. Gene Ontology annotation, molecular function: GTP binding; GTPase activity.